Molecule: messenger RNA, 2986 nt
Organism: Cataglyphis hispanica
Lineage: Eukaryota; Metazoa; Arthropoda; Insecta; Hymenoptera; Formicidae
Product: oxygen-dependent choline dehydrogenase-like
Exons: 6
Coding region: 793-2802 (669 amino acids)
Molecular function (GO): oxidoreductase activity, acting on CH-OH group of donors; flavin adenine dinucleotide binding
Source: RefSeq, a predicted model, not a curated record
ACAGAGAUGUAAUUCGAUCUCACAAUCAGUAGUUGAAGGAAUUUUGCGGGAUAAACACGAAUCUUUUUCACGAAUUGUUCGUUAAGAUUUUAAUUUCUCACUCAAGUAUAUAAUUCGCGUUUUCGAAAAUUUUUAUCAAAAGAGAAAAGCAACAACCUUUAUAUUUAACGCCUUUAUAUUUAACGACCAUAACAGAGGAUACCAACAGUUGACGUACUCGACCCUGAUGCUAUUCAAAUCUACGACAAUCUUGAGAGAUAUUGCAUAUCCUUGUUGAUAUUGCAUUCAUUCUCAAAGGGAACAAGAUGCAAUAAAGUGCCAUCACAUGAACCACUAAUUCUUUGUGCCAGUCGUGCAUUUGUGAUAUAAAUUGUGCCUGAAGAUCGCAUUUGCAGUCUAAAUAUUACUCAAGCUAUAUCGAUAUCAAAGAUUAUGAUAGAACUUUGAUACGUCGCGAUCAGAAAGAUCCGUACUAAAUACUGAUAUCUCAAAACUAAGAUCAUCCAAGAAACCAAAGAUUCUCGAGGAACGUCAUCUCAGGAAUUUAUCUCGCUGUAUUUAAUGUCUGACUCGACUAUGUUUAAUGUAUGUAUGACUCGACUGUGUUUAAUGUCACAAUUCCAGCUAUCUACAGGGGGAAAAAAUCAACAAACUGCAAUACUGAAGGUUGAAAUACAAAUGAAGUAUUAAAAUUGAGAAGAGAUAUCGACACAUUGUACACGAAUUUGACAGAAGAUCAGAAACAAAGAUUUAUCUCACGCGCUAUAAAAAAAAAGGACGCAGCUUCGCGAGAUGCUCAAGUCCUGCUUGCUGAUCUUAUGCCUGGGAUAUGGCGGUGCGAUCUUGCCACCGGGUAUGCUCGAGUGGAUCGACCACUUCUUCUUAGGCUUCCCACCAAGGCGGGAGACUCUCGAUUACACUCUGCCCUUUGACUUUGUGGCGAUCGGCGCCGGCUCGGCGGGAUCCGCGCUCGUCAAUCGCCUGACCGAGAAUCCCGACUGGAACGUGCUGGUGCUCGAGGAGGGCAACGACGAGAACUUCCUCACAGAUAUCCCCUUGCUCGCGCCGGCUCUUCAUAACACGGACUACGUCCGCAUGUACAAGAGCGAGCCGCGACCGCAGGAUGCGAACGGCGACGGCGGAUAUUGCCUGUCGAUGAACGAAGGCCGUUGCAACGUAGUGUGCGGUAAGGCAGUCGGCGGCACCUCGGUAGUGAACUUCAUGAUCUAUUCGAGGGGAGCGCCGGCCGAUUACGAUGCCUGGUGGGCCCCUGAUAAUCCCGGCUGGAGUUACAAGGACGUGCUGCCGUAUUUCAUCAAGUCCGAAAGGUGCAAGCUGAUCGAUAAAGACGCGAGAUACCACGGAUACGAUGGAUACCUGGAUGUCACGAACCCUCCUUUCGCCACUCCGCUGAAGGAAUGUUUCUUGAAAGCCGGCCAAGAACUCGGUUAUGAUCUGGUAGAUUACAACAGCGAUAGGCUCAUAGGUUUCUCGACCGUCCAAACGACUCUUCGAAACGGGCACCGGGUUAGCGCUGGCAAAGCCUUUCUCAGGCCGAUUCUUAAUCGAAGAAAUUUUUAUUUAUCCAAGUUUUCGAAGGUGACGAAAAUUGUUAUUAAUCCAAAGACGAAAACAGCCGUGAGCGUUGAAUUCAUGAAGAAUCAUAAAACAUACUUUGUCUCCGCUACUAAGGAGAUUAUACUCUGUGCAGGUGCUCUCAAUUCACCGCAGUUACUGAUGCUGUCCGGAAUAGGUCCAAAAGGUCACUUGAAUUCUUUUGGAAUCCCUGUAAUCGAGGAUCUUCCAGUAGGAUUUAAUUUACAGGAUCACGUGAGCAUGUCAGCUUUGACGUUUCUAGUCAAUGAGAGCGUGUCCAUUGUGGAGCAGCGUGUAGGUUCCAAUCCAGUUAAUUUCCUGGAUUACUUGAUACGAGGCACAGGUCCUUUGGCGAUACCUGCAGGCACCGAAACAUUAGCUUUCAUUAACACUAAGGCUCAUUUGAGUAAAACGCGGCGGAAAGAGUCUAAGCUUAUUAAAUCCAUUAUCCAAGGUGUAAAUGUACGCGAAAACAAUGAGCGACAGUAUGCUUGGAUUGCUCCCAAUGUAACUUCCAUCACCGUUAAUCGUGAAACGCAUACCAACGAGCGGAGAUUAUUGACGGAAGACGACUAUCCCGAUAUCGAGCUGUUGAUGGGCGGGAGCUCGUUACUCGGUGAUAUUUCCGGGUUUUAUCGCAAUUUGCUCGGAUUAACGACGGAUUUUCACAAAGAGCUUGCCAAUGGUUACGAUGGCUUCGAUGCUUUCACGCUCGUGCCUGUGCUUCUGCGACCCAAGAGUCGCGGUAGACUCACCUUGAGAAGCACCGAUCCAUUGGACUCACCGAUCAUCGAUCUCAAUUAUUACGAUGACGAGGAUGAUCUAAAUACAAUGGUGCAAGCUAUAAAAAUAGCGAUCGAAAUAGCCUCCACGAAAGCGUUCGAACGUUACAAUGCCACGCUGCUACCGGUGCCAUUUCCGGGAUGCAGACACAUUGCUUUCAAGAGCGAUCCGUAUUGGGCCUGCAUCGCCCGUCAUGUAUCGACGACUAUAGCCCAUUUCUCGGGCACGUGUAAAAUGUCCACGCGGAGAAAUUUGGGCGUGGUGGAUCACAGGUUACGGGUGCACGGAAUUAGCGGUCUCAGGGUCGUGGACGCCAGUAUCAUGCCGACCAUAAUCGCCGGUCACACGACCGCGGCCGCAUACAUGAUCGGCGAGAAAGCCAGCGACAUGAUCAAGGAGGAUUGGAGAGAUUCUGCUCCAUGAAUCACACACACACACACAUACUCACAUACAUAUACGUACGUGUGGGAAGUAAGAAAGUUAGGAGAAUGUUACGAGAUAAAACAUAUGGGAUACGUUAUCUUGAAAACGCGGAGACUGUGAUUAAAUGAAAAUCACUUUUGAAUUCGAAGGAAAGCGAUAAUGAGGGCAUUGAUCUUUGUGCCAG